Molecule: messenger RNA, 1386 nt
Organism: Penicillium daleae
Lineage: Eukaryota; Fungi; Ascomycota; Eurotiomycetes; Eurotiales; Aspergillaceae
Product: M24 family metallopeptidase
Exons: 1
Coding region: 1-1386 (461 amino acids)
Source: RefSeq, a predicted model, not a curated record
AUGGCACAGGUCAAGAAAGCCCAACCCUUCAAGAAAGCCCUCUACUUCUCAGAAAAUGAGUUCAAAGACCGUCAACAGCGAGCUUUGCAGCUCAUGGAGCGGGAGAAUCUCGAUGGCUUCCUCAUGACAAAACAAGAGUCACUCUACUACUUGACCGGCUUCGAUACCUUUGGCUAUGUCUUCUUUCAAGCUAUGUACUUCCACAAGGAUGGCUCCAUGCGGUUGAUCACUCGAAUCCCGGAUUUGCGCCAGGCUCUCUACACCUCCAUUUUGGAUCAGAAGGAUAUCCUCAUCCGAUCUGACGACGCCGGAAGCAACCCCGUGUCCCUAGUGCCCAAAGUCCUGCAGCAAUUCGGAAUCAACUCACCAUCCAAGCGAAUCGGCUAUGAGCCUGACUCCUGUUCCUUGACACAUCGUUUGGGAAAGGCACUGGAAGAAGCUGUGAACGGUCUUUGCACGUUGGUCGACCACAGCGAUCUGUUCACCCGGGAGCUUCGCAUUGUCAAAUCAGAAGCCGAAAUGCGCAAGGUUCGAAAGGCCGCUUAUCUCGCCGAUUUUGCCCUCAUCCGUACCCUCAAGCUGGCAAAACCUGGGGCCUACGAAGGCGAUCUGUGGCGGGAGAUUGUAGGCACAGUCUACGAGGGCGGCGGGGAUGAUCCUGCUAAUGAGAACAUCCUCGUCUCGGGCAACAAGGCCGUUCUCACUCGCUAUUCGACGGGCAAAGAUAAGAUCGAUCGACAGCUCACCCUCGAGCACGCCGCAGCAUACAAGCACUAUCAUGCGUGUCUGAUGCGCACGAUUCCCAUUGGUGGCAUCACCAAGCUAGCGCGAGAUAUGCACCGGGUCAAUAUACUUCAAAUGGAAGCAGCUAUGGCGGCCCUCAAACCAGGCCGAGAAAUUGGCGACGUGUUCGAGGCUUAUGCUCGUGUUGCGGACGAGAACGGCUUCCGGGACCAACGCUUCAACAGCUGUGGCUAUAGCUUGGGUGCGACUUUUUCCCCUACCUGGAUGGAUUUCCCCAUGUUUGUGCGCGGCCAGAAUGUGGUGGCGCAGCCGGGAAUGGUGUUCUUUAUCCAUAUCAUCCUGAUGGAUAAGGCCACUGAUACUGCCAGUUCGAUCGGUCAGACUGUGGAAGUUACUCAGGAUGGAUGUGUUGCGUUGUCCAAGCUGCCUUUCUGUCUUACACGGAGACAGACUAUUGCGGCUUGGAAGAAGAUUCGAAAAGAGGACUACGGGUUCACCAAUGAGGAGAUCGAUGAUGGGGAGAACCUGCAAGAUGUCGAGCUCAGCGAUGGGGAUGUUGAUGAGGAGGACUAUGACGUUGAGUACGAUUUCAGUGACUAUAAGCCCGCAGCUGCGCUGGGAGACCCGACUCGGAGUGCUUAG